CCCCUCUCCUCCUGCUCCUCCUCCUCCUGGUCCGUGUCCGUGCCCGCGGCGGGCUCGGCGGCGGCAGUGUCCCCAUCCGCUCGGAGCAUGGCGCUGCCGCGGCUCCUGCGGGCAGCUGCCCCGCGGCUCUACAGCACCGUCCCGGCCCCGGCCCCGGCCCCGGCCCCGGUCCCGGCCCCGGCCCCGGCAGGCAGCCGGCCCCGCGCUGACGAUGACAAGCUGCUGACAGAGCCUCUCAAGCACCCCGACUUCUUCAGCGUGAAGGAGCUCUUCACCCUGAAAGAUCUCUUUGAUGCUCGGGUGCACCUGGGCCACAAAAAGGGGUGUCGGCACAGGUUCAUGGAGCCCUACAUCUUCGGCUGCCGCCUGGAUCAGGACAUCAUCGACCUGGACCAGACCAUGCAGCACCUGCAGCUGGCCCUCAACUUCACGGCGCACAUCGCCUACCGCGGGGGCAUCAUCCUGUUCGUCAGCCGCCGGCGCCAGUUCUGCCACCUGGUCGAGAGCACGGCGCGGGCGUGCGGGGAGUACGCGCACACCCGUUACUGGCAGGGCGGCCUCCUCACCAACGCCCACAUCCAGUUCGGCGCCGGCGUCCGCCUGCCCGACCUCCUCGUCUUCCUCAACACCCUCAACAACGUCUUCGAGCCGCACGUGGCCAUCCGCGACGCGGCCAAGAUGAACAUCCCCACGGUGGGCGUGGUGGACACGAACUGCAACCCGUGCUUGAUCACCUACCCCGUGCCCGGCAACGACGACAGCCCCGCGGCCAUGGAGCUGUACUGCAGGCUCUUCAGGAUGACCAUCAUCCGUGCCAAGGACAAGAGGCGGCACAGCGAGGCCGUGGAGGAGCUGCGGAGCAGAGCCGAGGGCAGGUAGAGCCCCCGGGCUGGGCUCGGUGCCUCUGCUCCGGCUGCACGGGGCUGGUUCUGUGCCCAGCACCCGGCUGGCUGGCUGGGAAGGGACCCCCGCUGCUGUGCACGGUGAUGCCGCAGAGGUCACGGCCACGGAGGGUCUCUAGCUGC
Molecule: messenger RNA, 1025 nt
Organism: Passer domesticus (house sparrow)
Lineage: Eukaryota; Metazoa; Chordata; Aves; Passeriformes; Passeridae
Gene: MRPS2
Product: mitochondrial ribosomal protein S2
Exons: 4
Coding region: 88-879 (263 amino acids)
Biological process (GO): translation
Cellular component (GO): mitochondrial small ribosomal subunit; ribosome
Molecular function (GO): structural constituent of ribosome
Source: RefSeq, a predicted model, not a curated record